Messenger RNA from Prionailurus viverrinus (fishing cat), 1972 nucleotides. It is a transcript of the gene RNF167, whose product is annotated as ring finger protein 167. The coding region runs from base 606 to 1772 and encodes 388 amino acids. Gene Ontology annotation, molecular function: ubiquitin protein ligase activity; zinc ion binding. The record is from RefSeq and is a predicted model, not a curated record. Gene Ontology annotation, biological process: protein ubiquitination; positive regulation of DNA-templated transcription; ubiquitin-dependent protein catabolic process. Lineage: Eukaryota; Metazoa; Chordata; Mammalia; Carnivora; Felidae. Gene Ontology annotation, cellular component: nucleoplasm; cytoplasm. The transcript has 10 exons.
CGCGGGGAAAUAGUCAGGAGAUCUCGCGAGACAAAGUGACCUCGAGAAGCCAGAUUUGGGGGAGGAGGGGAGGGAGGAAGUGUCUCUCGCGAUAGACACGGCAAGCACACAGCUCGUGGAAGGGAAGGUGUGGUGAGGACUCUCGCGAGACCUGAAGGCACCGCAGCCGCCGCGGCGGCCGGAGUGGAGAGGACCGGAAGUCCUUCCUCCCGAGCACCCAGUGCUGGAGGCGGCCUGACUUUCUUUCCCGGAAGCCCUGCUCUAGCAGCUGGGAAGACAGCCCACCUGUCCGGAAGUCCCGCCUCUUCGAGCGCCCCCACCCAGAAGUUUUUCUGUCACCUGUUUGCCUUGGUCUCCCUUCCCGAGCUUGUCCCUGUACCCGAGUAGGAUACGUUUAGUGCCUCCUUCCCCGCCCUCACCGAACGGGUUGGCUGCCCCACUCCCGGACCCGGGGUUCCUUCCCCGCGCCCCCAUGUAGCUGGGAAGCGGGGCCUGGGGGCGGUUGGACCCCUGGGAGCCUGAAGGAGAGGCGGAGAGGGCGCGCACCUCCGCUGCUGCUCCUGCUACCGGGACGCGGCCUCUCCUGCCGCUCCCCUCCCGCUGCCAUGCACCCCGCGGCCUUCCCGCUUCCUGUGGUUGUGGCUGCCGUGCUCUGGGGAGCGACCCCCACCCGCGGGCUCAUUCGAGCGACCUCAGACCACAAUGCCAGCAUGGACUUUGCAGACCUGCCAGCGCUCUUUGGGGCUGCCCUGAGCCAAGAGGGACUUCAGGGCUUCCUUGUGGAGGCUCACCCGGCCAAUGCCUGCAGCCCCAUUGCCCCACCGCCCCCAGCCCCGGUCAACGGGUCAGUCUUUAUUGCACUGCUUCGAAGAUUCGACUGCAACUUUGACCUCAAGGUCCUCAAUGCUCAGAAGGCAGGGUACGGUGCAGCUGUGGUGCACAACGUGAACUCCAACGAGCUUCUGAACAUGGUGUGGAACAGCGAGGAAAUCCAGCAGCAGAUCUGGAUCCCGUCUGUGUUUAUCGGGGAGAGGAGCUCCGAGUACCUGCGCACCCUCUUCGUCUACGAGAAGGGGGCUCGGGUGCUGCUGGUCCCAGACAACAGCUUCCCUUUGGGCUACUACCUCAUCCCUUUUACAGGGAUCGUGGGGCUGCUGGUUUUGGCCAUGGGAGCAGUGAUGAUAGUCCGUUGUGUCCAGCACCGGAAACGGCUCCAGCGGAAUCGACUGACCAAAGAGCAGCUGAAACAGAUUCCCACACAUGACUAUCAGAAGGGUGAGGGGCACAAGGGGGAGACGGGGCCUUUCUCCCAGAUGGUUCCAAAGGAGUUUGAGCUCAAGAGACCAGGGGCAGAGAUGCCACCCUUCCUUCGCUCUGUCCACAUGGCCGGAGACCAGUAUGACGUCUGUGCCAUCUGCCUGGACGAGUAUGAGGACGGGGACAGGCUGAGGGUGCUCCCCUGUGCUCAUGCCUACCACAGCCGCUGUGUGGACCCCUGGCUCACCCAGACCCGGAAGACCUGCCCCAUCUGCAAGCAGCCUGUCCAUCGGGGUCCUGGGGACGAGGAACAGGAGGACGAAACUCAGGGGCCAGAGGGUGAUGAAGAAGGGGAGCCAGGGGACCAACCUGUCUCAGAACGGACCCCGCUUCUGGGCUCCAGCCCCACACCUCCCACCUCCUUCGGCUCCCUGGCUCCAACCCCUCUGGCCUUCCCUGGAUCUCCAGCAGAUCCCCCGCCUGCUCCCUCCUCUUCAGCUGCCGUGCUGGUCUAAUAAUCCCCUUGCCCCCCCCGCCCCCCCAGACCUAUUUGCACAGCCCCUUUUCCUCCCUCCGGUUUCCUGGCUUGAGGGACAGGGGACAUGUCCACCCCAGGUUUCUCCCUUGCCCAACCCCAUCCUUUUGAAGGGGUUGAGGGUGUAGAGGGACUGGGUCUUCGUUUUCGGGGUUAAUAAAACAGUUUUUGUGAACUGAG